Erinaceus europaeus (western European hedgehog) is the source of this 3102-nucleotide messenger RNA. It is a transcript of the gene INTS4, whose product is annotated as integrator complex subunit 4. The coding region runs from base 95 to 2872 and encodes 925 amino acids. The record is from RefSeq and is a predicted model, not a curated record. The transcript is spliced from 22 exons. Lineage: Eukaryota; Metazoa; Chordata; Mammalia; Eulipotyphla; Erinaceidae. Gene Ontology annotation, cellular component: integrator complex. Gene Ontology annotation, biological process: snRNA processing.
AGCUCGUCCCGCUGUAUAGGACUUCCGGGUUUCUUCACGCCUCUGCCCUAUUACCCCCCAUCUACUACGGAAGCUGAGCGGGUUCUGUGCAGCCAUGGCGGCUCACUUGAAGAAGCGGGUGUAUGAGGAAUUCACUAAAGUGGUUCAGCAACAGCAGGAGGAAACUGCUACUAAGAAACUCCGCCUGACAAAACCAAGCAAAUCUGCAGCUCUUCACAUAGAUCUGUGUAAAGCCACUUCCUCAGCAGAUGCUCUGCAGUACCUACUACAGUUUGCCAGGAAGCCUGUUGAGGCAGAAAGUGUGGAAGGAGUAGUGCGAAUUCUUUUGGAACAUUAUUAUAAGGAGAAUGAUCCAUCUGUGAGAUUGAAAAUUGCAUCAUUGUUGGGUUUAUUAUCAAAGACUGCAGGAUUUUCACCAGACUGCAUUAUGGACGAUGCUAUUAACAUCCUACAGAAUGAAAAAUCUCAUCAAGUCCUUGCUCAGCUAUUGGAUACUUUACUUGCAAUUGGCUCCAAACUCUCAGAGAAUCAAGUUAUCCAGAUGCGCUUAGUUGAUGUAGCCUGCAAGAAAGUUCCCUUUCUCUUUGUCUUUCAUAAAUUUAACAUAUUUGGAGGAAAGGCCAUUCAUUUUAUAGGGCAUUUAGCCCGCUUUUAUCUUCAGGUUAUGCAUUCUUGGCAGAAAUACUACGCCUGUAAAUUGCUCUCUGAUGACUAUGAGCAAGUACGCAGUGCCACAGUCCAGCUCAUCUGGGUUGUCAGUCAACUCUACCCUGAAAGCAUUGUCCCAAUUCCUUCUUCUAAUGAAGAAAUUCGCUUAGUUGAUGAUGCGUUUGGGAAAAUUUGUCACAUGGUCAGUGAUGGCUCCUGGGUGGUUCGAGUUCAGGCUGCAAAGCUAUUGGGCUCAAUGGAGCAAGUCAGUUCUCAUUUUUUGGAGCAGACUUUGGACAAGAAGCUGAUGUCAGAUCUGAGGAGGAAACGCACUGCACAUGAGCGUGCCAAGGAGCUUUACAGUUCAGGAGAAUUUUCCAGUGGCAGGAAGUGGGGAGAUGAUGCUCCCAAAGAAGAAGUAGAUACAGGGGCUGUGAACUUGAUCGAGUCAGGAGCUUGUGGAGCCUUUGUUCAUGGGUUGGAAGAUGAGAUGUAUGAGGUUCGCAUUGCUGCUGUGGAGGCUCUCUGUAUGCUGGCCCAGUCUUCACCUGCUUUUGCAGAGAAGUGCCUCGAUUUCCUGGUUGACAUGUUUAAUGAUGAAAUUGAAGAAGUGCGCCUACAGUCCAUACAUACUAUGAGAAAAAUCUCUAAUAAUAUCACUCUUCGAGAGGAUCAGCUUGAUACUGUCCUGGCUGUCUUGGAGGAUUCAUCUAGAGACAUUAGAGAAGCUCUUCACGAACUCUUAUGCUGUACUAAUGUUUCAACCAAAGAAGGGAUUCAUCUUGCACUGGUGGAGCUGCUGAAAAACUUAUCCAAGUACCCUACCGAUAGGGACUCCAUAUGGAAAUGCUUGAAGUUUCUGGGAAGUCGACAUCCAACACUGGUACUACCUCUGGUGCCAGAGCUCCUGAGCACACAUCCAUAUUUUGACACAGCUGAACCAGAUAUGGAUGAUCCAGCUUACAUAGCAGUUUUGGUCCUGAUUUUCAAUGCUGCUAAAACCUGUCCAACAAUGCCAGCAUUGUUCUCAGAUCAUACCUUCAGGCACUAUGCCUACCUCAGAGACAGCCUUUCUCAUCUUGUUCCUGCCUUGAGGUUACCAGGUAGAAAACUGGUGUCACCAGCUGUUUCUCCCAAUAUCAUGCCUCAUGAAGACCCUUCCCAUCAGUUCCUGCAACAGAGCCUUGAAAGGGUAUACAGCCUGCAGCACCUGGACCCUCAGGGAACUCAGGAGCUGCUAGAAUUCACCAUCAGAGAUCUGCAAAGACUUGGAGAACUUCAGUCUGAGUUGGCAGGGGUAGCUGACUUCUCUGCUACUUAUCUUCGCUGUCAGCUUCUUCUCAUCAAGGCCUUGCAGGAAAAGCUCUGGAAUGUGGCUGCCCCUUUGUAUUUGAAGCAAAGUGAUUUGGCCUCAGCAGCAGCAAAGCAGAUCAUGGAGGAGACCUACAAAAUGGAGUUCAUGUAUAGUGGUGUGGAAAAUAAGCAGGUGGUGAUUAUACAUCACAUGAGACUUCAGGCCAAAGCCUUACAACUGAUAGUAACAGCCCGAACCACUCGAGGAGUUGACCCCUUAUUUGGAAUGUGUGAUAAAUUUUUACAGGAAGUAGACUUUUUUCAGAGGUGUUUUGUUGCUGAUUUGCCCCACCUGCAGGACAGUUUUGUGGACAAACUUCUCGACCUUAUGCCCCGACUCAUGACUUCCAAACCUGUAGAAGUGGUCAAAAUUCUCCAAACCAUGCUGCGGCAGAGUACAUUCCUGCACCUCCCCCUUCCAGAGCAGAUCCACAAAGCCUCAGCUACCAUCAUCGAGCCAGCAGGAGAGUCAGACAACCCUCUGCGGUUCACCUCUGGAUUGGUGGUGGCCCUGGAUGUGGAUGCCACCCUAGAGCAUGUGCAGGAUCCUCAGAGCACCGUCAAAGUCCAGGUCUUGUAUCCAGAUGGCCAGGCUCAGAUGAUCCAUCCCAAACCAGCGGACUUCCGGAAUCCAGGCCCUGGUCGUCACCGGCUUAUCACUCAGGUGUACCUCUCCCACACUGCCUGGACAGAACCAUGCCAAGUGGAAGUAAGGUUGCUACUGGCCUACAACUCCAAUUCACGCAUUCCAAAAUCCUCCUGGAUUGACAGUGGUGAGGUAUCACCCCAAGCAGAAACCAACAUUGAGGGCACCAUCCCCUUCAGCAAGUCUGUAAAGGUUUACAUAAUGCCCAAACCUGCAAGGCGCUGAGUCAUGAGCCAUCUUUAUGAUCUUGACCUAAUAGGGCCCUCUUAGGUAUCACAGCGAGAUGCCUCGAGCAUUUCUUUAGGCUAUGGCAUACACACAUAAGGAAGAACACUUAUCAUUGCAGUCACACCUGGUAUCAAAUUCAGGAUAGCUUAUUUUGUGUCACAAAACCUCCAAAUCUACUCAUCCUGCCCUCCACCAACAUCACCCCCAAUAAAGUUGAGAAAAUAUCA